UAUAUGUUACCAGAGGAUUGAAUGAUAUGAUAGAGAGGGUGAUAGAUAGUGCAUUGCUUUGCAGGGUUUGCACACGCAUGUCGAAUCACGUUCAUACAUAGUCGCUACUCCCAAACUACCCAUCCAAUUCAUACCCACAGCGCCGUCCCAUUCAAAUUCGAUGGUGCGGUGACGGUGCACCACCACCACCACCAUGUGACCAAAUUCAAAACCCUAACCCUAACUCUCUGGAUUGAAUUUUCUGAUUCCCCAAAAUGAGCAGCAAUGACAUGAUGGGGCAGAAGCUUCCCCCUCCGACACUGGUGGAUCGAUUCAAGGCUCUACUCCGGCGACGCGAUGAUGACCCUCGCUUUAGGGCUUCCGAAGAGAUUGUCCAGAUUUACGAGCUCUUGUUGUCUGAACUCACCUGCAAUCUCAAGCCCAUCAUCACCGAUCUCACCAUCAUCGCCGAGCAGCAGAGGGAACACGCUGAGGGCAUUGCUGAUGCUAUUUGCACCAGGAUUCUCGAGGUGCAUGCAGAUCAAAAGCUUCCUUCACUUUAUCUUUUGGACAGUAUUGUGAAGAAUGUUGGCCAGGAAUAUGUUAAAUACUUCUCUUUACGGCUACCUGAAGUUUUCUGUGAGGCAUACAGGCAGGUUCAACCUCACUUGCAUUCUGCUAUGCGUCAUCUCUUUGGUACCUGGUCCAAAGUCUUCUCUGCUCCUGUUCUACGUAAGAUUGAAGCUCAAUUGCAAUUUUCACGAGGAGUUAAUAACCAACCAUCCAAUGUCAAUCCCCUCAGGACUUCUGAAUCACCUCGACCAACUCAUGGGAUACAUGUUAAUCCAAAAUACGUAAGACAGAUGGAAUGCUCUAGUUCAAAUAUAGAUAGUGUUGGAGGUGAAAGGUUGGACUCAACAGGGACAGGAGGUAAUACAAGCUUUGGCCUCGUAGCUAACAAAAUCCAUCAAUUUGGGCCUAGUAGGCAUGGAAGGUCCUCCUCACCAUCAAGAAUUGGAAUUGAUAUGCCUUUGUCCACAUAUGCGGAUGAAUAUCCCGCUGACAAUUCUACUGGCAGGACAAUUGAGAGAGAAUCUCCUCAUCAUGCAGUUGAUUAUGGAGUAGUUAAAACAUUAGGUAGAGAAGAAGAGUUGAGUGAAUGGCAGAGAAAGCAGUUUUCUGGUGAUAGUCGGAAGAGAUUUCAAACUAUGACAUACAGUCUUAGUAACGGACAACAGCGUCAAAGUCCUAGAGCUCUGAUUGAUGCAUAUGGAAGUGACAAAAGUCAAGAAACUUCUAGCAGUAAACCUUUCUUAGUUAAACGGCUUGGUAGAAAUGGUAUAGACAAGGUUUCGACAACGUCAUGGCAGAAUACUGAAGAGGAGGAGUUCGAUUGGGAAGAUAUGAGUCCAACAUUAGUAGAACAUAAUAGAAAUAAUGGUUUUCUGCAGUCAACUACUGGUUUCACCACGGAAAUGCCAGUUACUGUUGCAGCUAAUGCAAUUUCUUCUGAGCAAGAUACCAGGACGGGUUGGUCUAGUGGGUCUCAGCUUCUUCCGGUUGAUGAUUCCUCAGUUAUAGCCGAAGAUGUAUUCGCCUCUUCAGCUUAUUCUCGUGUACCACUGGGUCAGGUAUCUGGAUUCCAGAAUCCAAUAAAUCAGAGUCUAGGCUCUGGUCAGCGUAAUGAUGCUUGGAAGAUUUCUAGUCAUCCAUCUAAUUCUACACGACACCCCUUUAAUGUUAUGGGAGGAGGUAGAAAUCUUCUGAUGCCUCCUAUUGAUAACAUUCCCAAUACUGAUGUAAACUCGUAUGGUGCUCGGCUGGCUGCGUCAAGGAUGCUUCCUGGUCUCAAGUCCAAUGUGGAGGGUGGUCCUCCACCAGUUUUGCCAGCAACUUUUGAAAUGAGGCCCUCUGUAAAUGUGCAUGCUGCUCGUCCUCCCAGCUUAAACCCUGCAUUUCAGUUUAAAAACAAUGUCAGAUUUGAAUCAAUAAAUGCUAAUAAUAACAGUGCAAAUCAUGGUCCCAAUAAUUCCUUGCUUAUGCGUGAGCAGUCAUUGUACAAUGUUGAGGACAAAGACUUUAGUAAAGGGAACCUAUAUCAAUUGCCUAAUCAGCAAUCUGGUCUGGUUUCAUCUAACCCACAAAACCGAGGACAAGCACCUCAACUACAGUUUUUUCCCUCUCAGGAUCCGGCAGCAUCACAAUUUAGUGGGAGCUCUUUUCAAGGACAUGGUGGUGCUAGAAAUACACAUUUGUCAAAUGCGCCACCAAACAUGCCAUUCCCUUUACCAGGCCAAAAUAUGGUGAAUAACUCUUUACAUUUUCUGGGGGGAGCCUUGCGACCCUUACAUCCAGCCCGGCCGCCAUUGCUACCUCAUCCUAAUCAUACUCCUCUUGUUUCAAGUCAACGGCCAACUGUUCCAUAUUCUAAUUUGUUUAGUUCACUCGUCGCCCAAGGUGUAAUCUCAUUUCCUAAUCAGGCUCCUGCACAGGAUUCUGUUGGAAUUGAGUUCAAUCUGGAUAUUCUGAAGGUGCGUCAUGAAUCUGCAAUCAGUGCUUUAUAUGGUGAUCUCCCUAGACAAUGUACAACUUGUGGUCUCCGUUUCAAAUGCCAAGAUGAGCACAGUAAUCACAUGGAUUGGCAUGUGACUAAGAACAGGAUGUCUAAAAACCGUAAGCAGAAGCCUUCUCGUAAGUGGUUUGUGAGUGAGAGGAUGUGGCUUAGUGGUGCAGAGGCAUUAGGAACAGAAUCAGCUCCAGGUUUUUUGCCAAAUGAUACGGUUGAGGAAAAGAAAGAUGAUGAAGAGUUGGCUGUUCCUGCUGAUGAGGACCAGAAUACAUGUGCAUUAUGUGGAGAACCUUUUGAUGAGUUUUACAGUGAUGAAACGGAGGAGUGGAUGUAUAGAGGAGCUGUGUAUCUUAAUGCACCCAACGGAACAACAGCAGGUUUGGACAGGUCACAAUUAGGCCCCAUCAUUCAUGCUAAGUGCAGAUCUGAAUCUAGUGUGGCUCCAUCAGAUGAUUUUGUGCUGGAUGAAGGGGGCACCACUGAGGAAGGUGGUCAAAGAAAACGAAUUCGGAGUUGACUAGAGCUGACCAUUUUUGUGCCCUGUAACUUAUGAGUUUCUGUUUAGCAUAUGCUCUUACAUUAUUUUUGAAGUAGAGCUGAAUCUUUUGUAAUACAUAGCCUCUUGCCUAAAUCAUGUACAUGUAUAGUUGCUCCAGUUCCAGUUCCGUGCAAAUUUUUCUUGCUAUCACAGGUUAUAUAUACUCAUCAAUAUUUUAGUUCCUGACAACUAUUGUUAGCAAAAAGAAAAAGAAACUGUCAAAAAAACUAUCGGAUAUUCGGAUUACUAGUUCUACAUUAUUUUUGGGAUGGGGGGCCAUGGAGCAAGAUGCUGUGUUGGAUCAGUUAUUUUAUCUGGGAAUUUGCAAAGAUUCAUGAGUA
Lotus japonicus is the source of this 3427-nucleotide messenger RNA. RefSeq names its product polyadenylation and cleavage factor homolog 4. The record is from RefSeq and is a predicted model, not a curated record. Gene Ontology annotation, biological process: termination of RNA polymerase II transcription. Bases 255 to 3065 code for a protein of 936 amino acids. The transcript has 7 exons. Gene Ontology annotation, molecular function: RNA polymerase II complex binding; mRNA binding. Gene Ontology annotation, cellular component: mRNA cleavage factor complex; cytoplasm. Lineage: Eukaryota; Viridiplantae; Streptophyta; Magnoliopsida; Fabales; Fabaceae.